CUGACUGUCCCUCUGUGUAAAGGAAUGCCAGGUUACACGGGUCAAUAUACCGACAGCAGACACGGCGAGGUGUAAUUAAACACGACAUUUAUGACUUUUAUGACUUUUAUGGACUUAUUUCACAUCGUUGCUUUGAGGUGAACAUGGGAUGCGGCAGCUCCACAACCACCGCGGUGGUCCAACCGUUGACACAGGGGGAGGUGAAUGGAGACGAGGAGGAGACAGGAAGUAAACUCGGUAGUCGUGGAGACUCUGCCGUGUCAAAGGGCACCACAGACAGCGGGGUGGUGAUGGAGAACAAGGAGAUCCCCGCGUUACCUGGAGCAGUGCCCAGAAAACUCCCUCCUCUAACAUCUGCGUUUGUCAAAGAAAUCGAAGCAGAUAGGAUUACAAAAGACGCAGCCAGCCCAGGAUUGCUGCAGCAGGACAGCACACCGCAGGAGCGCCAAAAGUCCUGUGAGAUCCUGGAGGAGCUCCUGAAUCAGGGUAUCAUCCCAUUAGGACACACCAGACAGGGGAGCAGCAUCUCUGGAGAGGCCUACAGCAUCAUGCUGCAUGACAGAGAUGUCAGGCGAAGGCCUCCUGCAAGAUUGGAGUCUUUGAAGGCCAAAAACAUGCAAAGUCUCCCCAGCAAAGAAGAGAUUGAUGAGAAGAUAAGACUUGUUGAAGAAAGACGCAAGUUAAGAGAAGACGAGCUCAAGAUGCGUUUAAGGACCAAGUCAGCGCGUGUUCGUGUCCGUGCCGCCAUCUCCAGGACAGAGAAAGAUGAAGACAUGUCCCUCACCCCUGUUAACCCCCUACAAUCACCUCUCACCUGUGAACCGACUCCAGCUCUACUGUUUCACGGCCUGACUGACGCCAGUGGAGGAGAGUGUGUAAGAGAGGCUGGAGGUGACGGCACAGAGAGUGAAAAAGAAAUCGGUAAAGCACAGAUGUCAAAAGGGAGUGAGAAGGGAAGAGCGAGUGGAGAUAGCAGAGGGCAAAGUGCAGAGUGGGUGAAUGAGGAUGGUGAUGAGGUGAAGAAAGAGGAGGAGCUAAACGAGGUGGAAGAGCUCCAGGCAGGGCAGCUCCUCACAGCCUCGGGGGAGCUGGAGAGUGAUUCUAGUUUUCAACAUGCAAAAGACAAAGAGGAGACAUUUUAAAUUAAUACAUGAAUGAGCCAUUAAUCAGCACUAAGAGAGAGAAAAGAGAAAGAAAGCCAAAAUAUUUCCUUUUGCACAGAGGUGAUGCCUGUUGAAACUUUUAUAAUUUUAUAACACAUUUAUAAUGUGUAUAUUGUUUGGAGAGAAACUGACAGAUGUAAUUAAACUGUGUUAAAAUGAGGCUAAUGUGGAGGUGAAUUGUUAGCAUCAUUUCCACUGCAGAGCAGCACAUUGGCCCAUAAAUGAUAAUAAUAUUGUAGCUCACUAAUAAGCACAGGAAUAUGAGGGUUUUCUUUGCAAUGUAAUGUCAUUGAACUCAGUGCUUUAAUGAAUAUCACCAAAACUUAAUGUUCUUGCCAACAUACCAAAUUGACUUUUGUGUGACGUUUUAUUUGUUGAAAAAUUAUAUUGUUAAGUCUCAUUUUGCAUGUGAAGAAUGCACUUUGUGCAGUUGCUCUGUUGGACAUAAGAUGGCGCUGUUUCAGUAGGUUGAAGUUGUGUUAACAGCUCUCUGAUGUCAGUACACCAUAUCUAUACGUUGAGGUAUUUAUCAGGAGGAGGUUUUGGCAGCAUGUGAGGAUGUACCUUCUUUUGAGAGGAUGUGUAAGCUGAUGUUGUUAUUAAUCAGUAAAGUCCCCAGUUGUCCCUAAAUGUUGUUCAUGUGAAAGGUUUGUGUUUGUGCUCAGCAAUUUGUCAGAAUCAAAAAUGCAGAACUUUAUGAAAUUUACUCAUUAACCAGAGUAAGUUUUAACUUUUAGCUUUGUUUUUUUCUCCAGGAGAGAGUAGGGGGAGGUUUUCUGCAACUUUGGUGUGACUGUGCUGUGGGUAUUCAGCUGUUCCAGUGACCUUUGACCUUUAGCUUUUCUCUGCCUGACAGGUGUGUGCUAAAGCCAAAUGGGUAACAAGCACAGAGUUACAGUUUCAUCUCCCCAGAACAACAUUCUUUGUCUUGAUUAAAAUGGAAAAAAUCACCUGCAAAAUGUGUAUGUUUGAAUGAAUUACAGGUCCAGCUAACAUGGGAGCCACAUUUAUUGCAUUAAAUGUUUCUGGUGAUGAUUGCUGACACAUUUAUACUGUAAGAUA
Seriola dumerili (greater amberjack) is the source of this 2225-nucleotide messenger RNA. It is a transcript of the gene stmnd1, whose product is annotated as stathmin domain containing 1. Lineage: Eukaryota; Metazoa; Chordata; Actinopteri; Carangiformes; Carangidae. The record is from RefSeq and is a predicted model, not a curated record. The coding region runs from base 144 to 1142 and encodes 332 amino acids. The transcript has 5 exons. Gene Ontology annotation, biological process: regulation of microtubule polymerization or depolymerization.